Molecule: messenger RNA, 899 nt
Organism: Phyllostomus discolor (pale spear-nosed bat)
Lineage: Eukaryota; Metazoa; Chordata; Mammalia; Chiroptera; Phyllostomidae
Gene: DCXR
Product: dicarbonyl and L-xylulose reductase
Exons: 8
Coding region: 102-836 (244 amino acids)
Biological process (GO): xylulose metabolic process; glucose metabolic process
Molecular function (GO): carbonyl reductase (NADPH) activity; L-xylulose reductase (NADPH) activity
Source: RefSeq, a predicted model, not a curated record
GCCCCCGCCCAGCCCCGCCCCCGCGCGCGCUCUCCGGACCAGAGUUCUCCGGACCCCGCUCGCAGUGGGGCGACCGGAGCACAGCGCCGGGCUGCGCCGCCAUGGAGCUGGGGCUCGCGGGCCGCCGGGCGCUCGUCACCGGGGCGGGCAAAGGCAUAGGGCGCAGCACGGUCCAGGCGCUGCACGCGGCGGGUGUGGAGGUCGUGGCCGUGAGCCGGACCCAGGGCGACCUGGACAGCCUGGUCCGCGAGUGCCCCGGGGUGAAGCCCGUGUGCGUGGACCUGGGCGACUGGGAGGCCACGGAGCGGGCGCUGGGCGACGUGGGCCCCGUGGACCUGCUGGUGAACAACGCCGCCGUGGCAAUGCUGCAGCCCUUCCUGGAGGUCACCAAGGAGGCGUGUGACACCUCCUUUGACGUGAACCUGAGGGCUGUCAUCCAGGUGUCGCAGAUCGUGGCUCGGGGCCUGGUGGCGCGUGGAGCCCCGGGGUCCAUCGUGAACGUGUCCAGCCAGGCCUCCCAGCGCGCACUGCGCAACCACACCGUCUACUGUGCCUCCAAGGGCGCCAUGGACAUGCUGACCAAAGUGAUGGCUCUGGAGCUGGGGCCACACAAGAUCCGUGUGAAUGCAGUGAACCCCACCGUGGUGAUGACAGCCAUGGGCAAGGCCAACUGGAGCGAUCCCCAGAAGUCCAAGACCAUGCUGGACCGCAUCCCGCUGGGCCGGUUUGCGGAGGUGGAGAACGUGGUGGAUGCCAUCCUCUUCCUGCUGAGUGACCGGAGCAGCAUGACCACCGGCUCCACGCUGCCAGUGGACGGGGGCUACCUGGCCACCUGACUGGCUGCCACGCACAUGCCCCCGUGCUCUGCACCGAGCCCUGCCUGCCCCACCACCCCUGCC